Guillardia theta CCMP2712 is the source of this 2775-nucleotide messenger RNA. RefSeq lists its product as hypothetical. The record is from RefSeq and is a predicted model, not a curated record. The transcript is spliced from 20 exons. The coding region runs from base 1 to 2775 and encodes 924 amino acids. Lineage: Eukaryota; Cryptophyceae; Pyrenomonadales; Geminigeraceae.
AUGCCUCCCUGGUCGGUGGAAGACGAAAGAGCGCAGGACAUGCUCGUGCUCAGCAACAUCGCGAUGGAGCUGGAAGCCUCUGCUCCUCAGCGACACAAUGCAUCUCAGAUCCUCCUGAAACUGCUGGAGGAUGGCAAGGGAGAGGCCAUCGGAGCAUCGUCCUCCCUCGCUCAUGCGCUCAAUCAGAUGCUUUGCGACAAGUCCGGCAUGAAGGCGCACAAGGUCUCCUCGGAGCUAGCGCUCAGGCUCCUCAUCAAGAUCUUCGUGUGGAGCAAGGCCAAGAUCUGCGAGGAGGAGCUUCUGGUCAACACGCUAGAGGACAAGGUCGAACAGUUCCGACACUCCAACGCUGCGACUCAUGCCGGCAUGGCAUGCCUCGCACACUCCCUCCUCCUCGCCUGCAACAAGCUCUCUCUCGGAACCGCAGCAUCCUACAGGCAAGACCUCCUGCUGUCUUCACUUCCUCGCCAUAACGCCUCCUCUGCCUGCAGCUACUGGCAAAUCUCGACCGUCCUCGACCUUCUCUCCAACGCGAUCUUCUUGCGCGAAGACUCCAAGAGCCUCGGGGUCGCCGUGUGUGAAGUUCUCAGCGGCCUAUUCGUCAUGGCGCACAACCCAGACAACAGAGCAUGCAUCAUGGAAGGAAAGGAGAUCUUUGAGCGUAUCAUCCAUGGUUGGAAGCAAUUUGUAGUUCCCUUGUGGAUGCCGACUGCUGUCAGUCUUGAGGGACAGGAGAUCUUCUGUAAUUCAGAUCUGGACAUAACGAGACAUUGUGGAGAAUGCUUCCUCUGCCACUGCUCGUCGUUUCGGAGGGAAGGAGAGGAGGAGCAGGACCAAGAGGGGGAGGAGACAAGGGAUACAGAGACGUGGGUGAGGAGAGAGGAGAGUCUUCCUCGAACGUUUGCCAAGAUCGUGAGGAGGAUGGGGAGGGAGUUGGGGAUGGAGGAAGGAAAGUUUGUGAUGGACAUCUCGGAGGAAGCUCUGAAGCAGCUGGAGCAUGAGCUACAUCAGCAUGUGACAGAUGCGAAGAGAGUGAAGGAGAACUACGAAAGGAUGCUGGAAAUCUCGCAGAACAGGUACCUCACUCUCAGAGCAAGGUUUAAGAGAAACUCGCACAACGUGCAAGCAGCCUCCUUCGACCUCUUCCUCCUCAGCGUCAGGAAGUCGAAGUUAGAGCGUCAGCGGCUGAAACGAGCGAUACAAACAUGGCGACACGUCGGCAUGUCCGGGGUCGAGAGCUGCUUCGACGACUGGAAGAACGCAGUGAGGAUGGAGCGAGUGCUGAGAGAGAGCGAAGAGCACAGGAGCGGAAGGCUGACAGCUGAAGAGUCUCUUGCUCGCCACCAGACCUCCGUGUCCAACAUGCUCGCCAAGAUCGACAACCUCGAGCACGAGCUCCGCCUGUCCCGCGCGAAGACGGAAGAGCUGGAGGAGGUGCUAAGGGAGCGAGAGGAGGAGGGGGAGGAGAAUUGUGCGAUGUGCGAGGAGAGGAGGAUGGAGAACGAGUCUCUUCUCGAUCAGUUGUCAGCGUUGCAGGAGGAAAGAGAUGCGGCUGAGGAGAAGAUGAGGGUGAAGGAAGAAACUUUCUGCACGUCAGCGAGAAGUUGCGGUAUGCUGAGCGGAGCAUUGUUGAGCUCGAGGAGAGGGAAGAGGAUCGAGAUCGAGCCGAUAGGAGGAGGAGCAGGAGAUUCGGAUUCAGUUUUCUCAAUGAGGAGCAGCAGCGCCAUCGCACCGAGCGAGGUGGCAGGAAUCUCACACAAGCUCUUGGUAGACAACAACAUCAUCUCCAUCCUCGUCGCAGAGAUCGUCCAACUUCUCCCGCCUUCCCUUGAUCUCUACAGCCCAAUUGCUUUCUUACCCGAGCAACAGAUCAAGGUCAUGAAGAAGAAAAUCUCAAACCUGUCCAAGGAGAUCGAAAGAAGCGCUCCCUCCCGGUCUCCUGCUCCCCUCCCUUGCUCUUCCUUCUCCGUAUCAUAUCCCUUGCUGGUGGUGGUGGUGGUGGUGGUGGUGGUGUUGCUGAUGGUCAACCUCAUUCUCCAGCUGGUCCAAGACGCAAAGAAGAUCCUCUCGCGAGAGGCUCGUUCCCUCCUCCAGUACUACAACCGAGCAGAGAAGCUUGAUCCUUCUGCUCCUCCCACUUCUACAGUCUCGCUGAGACCUGCGCCGCCUCCUCCUCAAGCUUCGCAUCUCAUCGAGCUCGUCGAGCUCGAGCUCGAGCCCAACUGGGAGAGCUGUGCAGACAAGAACGUCUCCUGCUCCAUCCUUGCCGCUGACGUCGCCGCUUGUCUCGGCAUCCCUCGCCAAACGGUGGCGGACGAGAAGAGCUCUCUCCGAACGCAGACUUGCGUCCGCGCUGUCUCCCGCGUCACCUCCCUACUCAAAGACGUCAAGUCACUUGCUCCUAAUCGCGCUCGGCUCGUCUCCUCCCUAGCCAGCAUGAAGGCUCUACAUGCAUCCGCUCCUGUCUCAGAUAACUCAACUCAGCUCACGGAUCUUUCCUUUCACAUGCUUGAAGCAAGAUGCGAAACUCUCAGUACAGUUCUGCACGAGCUCGUCAAGGUGCUUGUUCAAAAGAUGCGCAAGGACGUGAGGAAGUCGACAGUCAGGUCAGAGGAAGCGAGCAAGAGGAAACUGGUGGAGAUGGAGGAGGAUGAAGACGAUGAUGUGGACGAGGACGAGGACGAGGUCGAGGUCGAGAAUGUCAGGGUUGUCAAACAGCAGCUCGCUCCCAGCUGUAAUCAGUCUCCUCCUGUCCCCCGGGGCCUGACAGCUUGA